Monodelphis domestica (gray short-tailed opossum) is the source of this 2658-nucleotide messenger RNA. It is a transcript of the gene ANKRD13D, whose product is annotated as ankyrin repeat domain 13D. NCBI's taxonomy places the organism in Eukaryota, Metazoa, Chordata, Mammalia, Didelphimorphia, Didelphidae. Gene Ontology annotation, molecular function: protein binding. Gene Ontology annotation, cellular component: cytoplasm. The record is from RefSeq and is a predicted model, not a curated record.
CUCUCGGGCUGAGCAGCCAACGGUUCUUCCGGGACAGAUCCCCGGGAAGCCAGGGUCUCCCGGUCCCCAGGCAGCGCCCCUCUCCUGGGUACUAGCCCCAUCCCCUGGGUACAACCCCGGGGGGGGGGAGGGCCGGGGCCGGGGGCGGGGGAGGGGCGCCAGCUCUCCGAGGGCCCUUCCGGGGGCAGCGCCUCGCUGGGCGGGGGUGGGGGCCGCCUCUGGCAGCAGCUUCCUCUCCUCAGUCCUGGUCCGAGAGGUCCCGUGCUGCCGCCUGCUGGAGGCCGGCGGGGCCGCGGGCCGCGGGCAGCCCUCGUCUCGGAGCUCGGGGCGGCCCGGGCAGUGAAGAGCCCGCCCAGGGCGGGGACAGCUCAGCUUGCGGCGCAGCUCGCCCCCCCGCGGCCGCGCAGGGCACGACGAGGGGGAGGGAAAAGGGGGGCAGGCGCCCCUCCCCUCCCCUCCCUCCUCCUCGCGGCCCCUCCCCUCCCCCUCCCUCCCAGCGCCCGCCCUGACAGCCACAGCCGCGCUGCCUCUGCGGGGCCGCUGCGGGGCUGCUGCCGGGGCCCGGCUCCCCCAGGGCCAGGGCCAAGGCCAAGGCCAGGGCCGCCCAGCCGCGCCCCCGCCCCCGCCCCGGCUGGCUCCGCCCGCCCGCCCGCCCACCCGGCGGCUCGGCCGGGGAUGCGGCGGAGGCGGCGGCGGCUCUGAGGCCGAGCAUGGCCGGCCCCGGCCCGACCUACCCGCUCCACCGGCUCGUCUGGGCCAACCGGCACCGGGAGCUGGAGGCCGCGUUGCACAGUCGCCAGCACGACAUCGAGCUGCUCGAUCCUCGGGGUCGGACCCCCCUGGAGCUGGCCGUGUCCCUGGGGAACUUGGAGUCGGUCCGAGUGCUGCUGCGGCACAAUGCCAACGUGGGCAAGGAGAACCGCCAAGGCUGGGCAGUCCUACAGGAGGCUGUCAGUACUGGGGAUCCUGAGAUAGUCCAGCUGGUGCUGCAAUACCGGGACUACCAGCGGGCCACCCAGAGGCUGGCGGGCAUCCCCGAGCUCCUGAGCAAGCUCUGCCAGGCACCCGAUUUCUACGUAGAGAUGAAGUGGGAGUUCACCAGCUGGGUGCCCCUCGUGUCCAAGAUGUGCCCGAGUGACGUGUACCGCGUGUGGAAGCGCGGCCAGAGCCUGCGGGUGGACACCAGCCUCCUGGGCUUCGAGCACAUGACCUGGCAGCGAGGCCGGAGGAGCUACAUCUUCAAAGGCCAGGAGGCCGGCGCCCUGGUGAUGGAGGUGGACCACGACCAGCAGGUGGUGCGAACAGAGACGCUGGCCCUGGCCCUGCACGAGCCCGAGGCCCUGCUGGCCGCCAUGCAGCCCAGCGAGGAGCACGUGGCCAGCCGGCUCACCUCGCCCAUCGUGUCCACCCACCUGGACACCCGCAAUGUUGCCUUUGAGAGGAACAAAUGCGGGAUCUGGGGCUGGCGGUCCGAGAAGAUGGAAGUUGUGAGCGGCUACGAGGCCAAGGUGUACAGCGCCAGCAAUGUGGAGCUGGUGACGAGGACUCGAACGGAGCACCUGUCUGACCAGGACAAGGCCAGGAGCAAAGGGGGGAAGACGCCCUUCCAGUCCUUCCUGGGGAUGGCCCAGCAGCACUCGGCCCACAACGGGGCCCCCGUGCAGCAGCCGGUCAGCCCCACCAACCCCACGGCCAUCUCUGCCGACGAGUACUUCGACCCCAGCUUCAGCCUGGAAGCGCGCAACAUCGGCCGCCCCAUCGAGAUGUCCAGCAAAGUGCAGCGGUUCAAGGCCACCCUGUGGCUGAGCGAGGAGCACCCCUUGUCUCUGGGGGACCAGGUGACCCCCAUCAUCGACCUCAUGGCCAUCAGCAAUGCCCACUUCGCCAAACUUCGGGACUUCAUCACCUUGCGCCUCCCCCCAGGCUUCCCGGUCAAGAUUGAAAUCCCCUUAUUCCACGUGCUCAACGCCCGGAUCACCUUCGGCAACCUGUGCGGCUGCGACGAACCUCUGAGCUCCGUGUGGGUGCCGUCGCCCAGCCCGAGGUCCACCGACUCCUCCGCCUCCCCGGCCGCCGGGAGCCCCUUUCCCUGCGAGGUGGACCCGGCCGUGUUCGAGGUCCCCGAGGGCUACAGCGUGCUGGGCGCCGGCCACAGCGAGCCCCUGCGGGACGAGGACGACGACCUGCUGCAGUUUGCCAUCCAGCAGAGCCUGCUGGAGGCCGGGACUGAGACCGAGCAGGUGACCAUCUGGGAGGCCCUGACCAACACCCGGCCAGGCCCGGAGCUCCACUCCCCGCCACCAGCCUACGAGGAGCAGCUGCAGCUGGAGCGGGCCCUCCAGGAGAGCCUGCUGCCGCCUCCGGAGCCGGGGGGCCCCGGGUCCCCUCGCCUGACCCCGGCCUCCCUGAGCCCCCCCAGCUUCGAUGAGCAGCUGCGCCUGGCCCUGGAACUGUCCUCCCGGGAGCAGGAGGAAAGAGAGAGGAGGGGGCGGCAGGAAGAGGAGGAGCUCCAGCGAAUUCUGCGCCUCUCCCUCACGGACCACUGAGGACACGGCCCCGCCUUUUACCAUUUACUUACUUAUGAACUGCUGACCAGCGGGAGGGGAGGGUCAGGGGUUCGGGGUGGCCCGGAUGGAAAUAAAUAGAAACCAGCCUGUG